AUGGCUAUAGAGACUCUUCCAACUCUAAACAACCUUGAGAACAACUGGACAUAUAGCAGUGGCGGUAGCGGUGGUGGUGGUGGAAGCGGUUCACUAUGGGGGGACUCGGUGGCCGUGAAGGCUCCAUACGAGCCAGCGAACAGUUCGGGCGCGGCUGAGCUCAGCACAGAACAUGAGACCUACCCGGAAGGUGGCCUGCAGGCAUGGCUCGUUGUGUUUGGCUGCUGGCUUGCCCUCAUCGCCUCUCUGGGUCUGCUUAACACGCUGGCCACCUUCCAGACGUACCUGACCACACACCAGCUGGCGCACUACAGCGACGGCACCGUUGGGUGGAUCUUUUCUCUUCACACGUUUGUUGUGUUCUUCUUUGGGCUGUACAUUGGUCCUCUAUUUGACAAGUACGGGCCAAAGUGGAUUGUCCUGGCUGGUAUGCUCUGCAUUGUCACUGGCAUGAUGCUGUUUAGUAUAUCCACCGAACUCUGGCACUUUAUCCUAUCCUUUGGUGUCCUUACAGGCCUGGGCUGCUCCCUCAUCUUCAUCCCCUCCUUUGCCGCGCCGGGCCACUACUUUAUGCGCCGGCGGGGGUUCGCAACAGGCUUUGCUGCAAUGGGCGGCUCCAUCGGCGGCAUCAUCUUCCCGCUCAUGCUCGAGUCCCUCUUCCCGCGCCUGGGCUGGGGCUGGUCGAUCCGCAUCGUCGGCUUCCUGUGUCUCUUCCUCUGCGCCAUCGCCAGCCUCCUCAUCCGGCGCCGCCUGCCCCCGGCCAAGAACGCCAGCCCGCACCCAGACUUCCGCAUCUUCAGGGACCGCGCCUUCUUGCUCACCACCGUCGGCGUCUUCCUGAUGGAGUUUGCCCUGUUCAUCCCCCUGACCUACAUCUCGAGCUACGCCCGCGCCGCCGGCUACAGCAGCUCCCUCUCCUUCCAGACCGUCCCGAUCCUCAACGCCGCCUCCGCCCUGGGCCGCGCCCUGCCGGGCUACUGGAGCGACAUCAUCGGCCCCUUCAACAUUGAGCUUCUCAUGAUGCUCCUCUCCAUAGUCGCCUGCUUCGCCAUCUGGCUUCCCGCCGGCUCCUACACCGCCGGCCUCGUCCUCUUCGCCGUGCUCUUCGGCUUUGCCUACGGCGCCUUUGUGAGCACCACGCCUGUGUGUGUGGGCCGCCUGUGCAAGACCCAGCAGUAUGGGCGGUACUAUGCCACCUGCUACACCGUUGUCAGCUUUGCCUGUCUGAUUGGGGUUCCUAUUGCGGGAAAUAUCUUGACGAGUGAUGGUGGCGCAUACUGGGGGGUGAUUGUCUUGACGGGGUGUUUGUUUGUGGGGGCCUUUGUGUGUUUGGGGGUUGCCAAGGGGUGUAGUGUGAACUGGAAACUGUUGGCUAUUUUUUGA
Cryphonectria parasitica EP155 is the source of this 1383-nucleotide messenger RNA. RefSeq lists its product as uncharacterized. Gene Ontology annotation, molecular function: transmembrane transporter activity. NCBI's taxonomy places the organism in Eukaryota, Fungi, Ascomycota, Sordariomycetes, Diaporthales, Cryphonectriaceae. The transcript is spliced from 3 exons. Bases 1 to 1383 code for a protein of 460 amino acids. Gene Ontology annotation, biological process: transmembrane transport. Gene Ontology annotation, cellular component: fungal-type vacuole membrane. The record is from RefSeq and is a predicted model, not a curated record.